Nannizzia gypsea CBS 118893 is the source of this 1440-nucleotide messenger RNA. RefSeq names its product malic acid transporter. Gene Ontology annotation, molecular function: malate transmembrane transporter activity. The transcript is spliced from 3 exons. Gene Ontology annotation, biological process: malate transmembrane transport. The coding region runs from base 1 to 1440 and encodes 479 amino acids. Lineage: Eukaryota; Fungi; Ascomycota; Eurotiomycetes; Onygenales; Arthrodermataceae. Gene Ontology annotation, cellular component: membrane. The record is from RefSeq and is a predicted model, not a curated record.
AUGGCGAAUAUUCCGAGAUACCUUCGUCGGCCUGGAGAUGAAGGAUACAGAACUCCCACCAUCGAAGACACCGAGAAGAACCUCGCUGCCGGCGUGCUUCCGUUUAUAUUCCCUUCUCAGCCGCCGACCCCUCGCUGUCCGACGCCGCCUGUCCUGUCACAGUUUCGUCAACGGCCGCCGCUGGCACAUAACCUGCCAAAGAUAAACGGAGACGGCGAUGGGAACGGGACGAUAACGCCAGUGCAGGGCCUAGAGGGCCAGCUUCCUUCACUCAGCUGGAGGGAACGCAUUCGACAUCUGACAUGGUCGUUUUUCACGCUGACGAUGGCCACGGGCGGGCUGGCGAAUGUGAUCCAUACGAUCCCUGUCGAGGCCCGGUGGCUACAGAUAAUCGGGCUGGUUAUUUUUCUGGUCAACCUGGCUUUCUUCGUGGCUGUCGGUGCAUUGAUGUGUGUACGGUUCUACCUAUAUCCAUACACCUUCAAGGCGUCGUUUCUGCAUCCCACAGAGUCUCUAUUUAUCCCCGCCGUGAUUGUGUCGUUUGGGACGGUUCUUAUCAAUGUCGCACAAUACGGCCCCAGCCAUACGGGAGAAUGGCUGGCCCAUGCAACAGUGGUUUUGUUCUGGCUAGACGCAGCAUUGGCCGUCAUCUUAUCUGCAGGCAUAUACCUUAUCCUGUGGUCGACACAGACCUUUACAAUUGCUAAGAUGACGCCCAUAUGGAUAUUCCCAGCAUACCCAAUGCUGAUCAUUGGGCCCCAUGCAGGCAUACUGAGUGCCAGCGUGCCUCAGAGCCAGGCUCUUCGGAUCAUCAUCGGCGGCUGGACGAUACAGGGGAUCGGGUUCCUGGUCUCUCUCAUGGUAUACUCUGCAUUUAUAUACCGAUUGAUGACGCAGAAGCUGCCGAACGAAUCCCUCAGGCCGGGGAUGUUUGUUUCUGUGGGACCAAGCGCAUUCACUGUAGCGGGGAUCUUGAGCAUGGCGGACAAUGCUGCCAGAUCGCUGCCGGCCGACUUCAUGGGAGAUGGGGAACUAACAGCAAAGAUAAUCUUUGUCGUUUCGAACUUUUCAGCCCUAUGGCUAUGGGGUCUGUCAGUUUUCUUCUUCUUCAUCGCAGUCUUUGCGCACUGGACGCCAGCUCGUCGUGGGCGGAUGACCUUUUCGAUGACCUGGUUCUCCUUUGUGUUCCCCAACACUGCGCUGACAACAGCCACUUUUGCUGUCGGAAGAGCAUUUAACAGCAAGGGCAUCCAAGUAGUCGGCUAUGUCCUUACUAUCCUGCUCUUCAUCACCUACUUCUUCGUGUUCUUCGCGAUGGUGAGGGCCAUCCGGGCCCGCCAGAUACUGUGGCCGCAGAAGGGAGAGGACAAGGACGAGGGAGGCUUCAAGAUCAAAGAGCACAAGCCAAGUACCAAUGGCAUACUGCCUGCACAUUCGUAA